AUGUCUGUAUUUCUCAGUAACUUAUCAACAAAUGACUCUAGCCUGUGGAAAGAAAAUCAUAAUUCGACAGAUCUUUUAAAUCCGCCAGGAACCGUGAAUAUAUAUCUUUUUUGCCUGACAUGCUUAAUGACUCUCGCAGCCCUGGCAGGCAGCAUUUAUUCACUAGUUUCCCUAAUGAAAACGCGGAACAGAACUGUUGUGUCCAUGCUUGUGGCUUCCUGGUCUGGGGAUGAUCUCAUGAGCGUCUUGUCGGUGACCAUCUUCAUGUUUUUGCAGUGGCCAAAUGAGGUCUCUGACUACUUCCAGUCUCUGUGCACCACCUCUGCCUUACUAUAUUUAUGCCAGGGCCUCUCGAGCAACUUGAAGGCGACUCUCUUAGUCUCCUACAACUUUUACACGAUGCACAGGGCUGUGGGGAGCCAGGCAGCCUCCAGAAGAUCCGGCCAGGUGCUCGGCGUGGCGCUGACGGUGUGGGCAGCCAGUCUGCUGCUCUCCGCGCUUCCUCUGUGCGGCUGGGGCGCCUUUGUACGCACGCCUUGGGGCUGCCUGGCCGACUGCUCCAGCUCCUACGUGCUGCUACUUUUCGCUGUGUACACUUCGGCCUUCGGACUCCUCGCCGGCCUCUCGGUCCCCCUCACUCACCAGUUGCUGUGUUCGGAGGAGCCACCAAGACUCCACGCCAACUACCAGGAAAUUUCCCGCGGAGCUUCCACUCCAGGGACCCCUUCAACGCGGGGGAGAGUGCUUUCCCCGUCCCCAGAUGAUGCUCCGGGCCCGGCCCUGCGGUGCUCGGGAGGAUGCUCCCCGAGCUCGGACACCGUGUUUGGACCGGGUCUGCCCGCGAGGGCAGGGCUGGGGCCGGGGCGCGGUGCUACCGCUGUGGCUGGAGCCUGCAGGCGUGAGGACCGGGGGACUCUCUAUGGCACCAGGAGCUUCACCGUGAGCGUAGCGCAGAAGCGCUUUUCUUUGAUCUUAGCGAUGACAAAAGUCACCCUUUGGCUACCCAUGAUGAUCCACAUGGUGGUCCAGCACGUCGUGGGGUUUCAGAGCCUUCCCUUUGAGACGCUCAGCUUUCUGCUAACCCUCCUGGCCACCACUGUAACUCCAGUGUUUGUCUUGUCCAAACACUGGACACACUUGCCCUGUGGCUGCAUCAUCAACUGCAAGCAGAACACAUAUGCAGUGACGUCUGAUGGGAAAAAACCCAAGAGGAGAUGCUUUGAAUUCAAUCUAUCAUUUCAACGAAGUUAUGGAAUUUAUAAAAUAGCACAUGAAGAUUACUAUGAUGAUGAUGAAAAUUCAACAUCCUAUCACAAUCCCAUGAACUAUGAGUGCAAAACUACAAAAGACUCUCAGAGAGACUCUCAUAAUGUAUUCAAUGCCAUAAAGGUGGAAAUCAGCACCACGCCCUCUCUGGACAGCUCCACACUAAAAGGCAUCAACAAAUGCACAAACACUGAUAUUAUAGAUGCUAAACAGGAUUCCCACAAUGAAAAGGGUGUUGAUCCACUGCUCUCUGAAAAAACAGAAGGUGAUAUUAAAUAUGAUGAAACCACCCUUUUGGAAGGGCCAGAAAGAAGACUUUCUCAUGAGGAGAGUCAGAAACCAGACCUUUCAGACUGGGAAUGGUGUAGGAGUAAAUCAGAAAGAACCCCUCGUCAGCGUUCCGGUGGUGCCCUGGCCAUUCCCCUAUGUGCAUUCCAGGGGACCGUGUCUCUCCAAGCCCCAACCGGGAAAACCCUAUCUCUUUCUACCUAUGAGGUGAGCACAGAAGGACAAAAAAUUACCCCAGCCUCUAAGAAGAUAGAAGUCUAUCGAUCCAAAAGUGUUGGCCAUGAACCAAACUCAGAAGAUUCUCCCUCCACAUUUGCGGACACCAGCGUGAAAAUACACUUGGAGGUUCUUGAAAUUUGUGAUAAUGAAGAGGCCUUGGACACGGUGUCAAUUAUUAGCAACAUCAGCCAGUCCUCCACACAGAUCAGAUCUCCUUCCCUACGCUACUCACGGAAAGAAAACAGAUUUGUUUCAUGUGAUUUAGGGGAAACAGCCUCAUAUUCUCUCUUUUUACCCACAAGUAAUCCUGAUGGUGAUAUCAACAUCUCCAUUCCAGACACUGUUGAAGCACACAGGCAGAACAGUAAAAGGCAGAGCCAAGAGAGGGACGGCUACCAGGAGGAAAUCCAGUUGUUAAAUAAAGCUUAUAGGAGAAGAGAAGAAGAAAGCAAGGAUAACUAG
This is a messenger RNA of Aethalodelphis obliquidens (Pacific white-sided dolphin), 2235 nucleotides long. It is a transcript of the gene GPR149, whose product is annotated as G protein-coupled receptor 149. Gene Ontology annotation, cellular component: plasma membrane; neuron projection. The coding region runs from base 1 to 2235 and encodes 744 amino acids. The transcript is spliced from 4 exons. Gene Ontology annotation, molecular function: G protein-coupled receptor activity; neuropeptide binding. Gene Ontology annotation, biological process: neuropeptide signaling pathway. Lineage: Eukaryota; Metazoa; Chordata; Mammalia; Artiodactyla; Delphinidae. The record is from RefSeq and is a predicted model, not a curated record.